UUUCUCCAAUUUUUUCUUUUCUGUUUUCAAAAGCCAAUCAACGAACAACGCUGUUCAGUCAAAAUAAUGUCAUUCUUUUCAACAGAAAUAACCGUCUGAGUGUCUGGCAUUUUUCAAAGCCACCACAGAGAGAGAGAGAGAGAGAGAGAGUGGCAAGCAACAAUAGCAAUAGCAGACAAUAAAGAACAAAAACCAUAGACCCAGCGGCCCUUCACAUGACUAAACCCACCGACGACAUUAUCUAUGCCUCCAUUGCAUCACCACCACGACCACUACCUCCAUCCCCAUCAUCCUCAUCAUCACCACCAUCAACCCGUCAACAUUUUCAUGCCACACAAACACAAUCAUUCUUCCCCAAUGUUCAUGUCCCUGACCAACAUGCCUCUGCCUCUCCCCCUCAUCAUCACAUCAAUGAUGUCCCUGAGGGUAACGAUAAUGCCUUUGAUUCUACAUUGCUGAAACAUGAGACUAGUGAUGAUGUUUACGGGGGAAAUCAUUUUGAUGUUGGAAGCCACGGAGAACCUCAAUUGAGGAAACGUGGCACUAGUAUUGAAGAAAUUAAGACUCCUUUGGAUGAUAUGAUAGAAGUACAACCAUCACUUGGCACAUCAAUGGUUCAAAGAACCUCAAUUGAUAGAGAACCGCUCCAAAAACUAUGUAGGCAUCAGCCUAAAAUUUUUACCUCCAAACGAAUGAGUACCUGCAUUAUAGCUUCUGAGAGUACACGCAUUAUUUGUGCUCUCAUAAUAGCAUUCUUAGCGGUUUUAUCCUAUGUUGAUUAUCCAUUAUUUGGGAGAAACAUAGUGAAGUCAGAGAGUGUUGUAGCCUCAAGACCUCUUUACAUACUUCUGCUAACUGAUGUGACAAUUGUGCUUGUACUAUUGCACUUUGAGAAGCUAAGAGGCCCUGAAGAGGCAGAGGAAGAAGAAGUGGCACCUCCGAAAGAUAGAGAUAACUGGGCAGAAGCAGAGAAGGUUUUAGAGAGAGGCCUGGUGGUGUACCAGGCCACCCGUGCGAUCUUCAUUGACUGCAGUGUUUAUUUAGUGGUUGUCAUAUGUGGCCUCUCUCUGGUGUAGCUCUGCUGCAAUGAUGAUUAAACUUAUUUCUAUUCUACUUAUUAAUUUAUCUAUCCCAUUGAUGUAAAUGAAAGGAAUAGUAAGAAAGAGCAUGUAUUUUGCCUAAAACAAUGACAUGUAACCAAAGUGGCCUUCAGUUUGAUCGCCUCCCAUUUAACUUC
Molecule: messenger RNA, 1237 nt
Organism: Quercus lobata
Lineage: Eukaryota; Viridiplantae; Streptophyta; Magnoliopsida; Fagales; Fagaceae
Exons: 2
Coding region: 216-1076 (286 amino acids)
Source: RefSeq, a predicted model, not a curated record